AUGAAAUUACUCUCUGCAAUCCUAGUCACCGCGGCACUCGCGACAGCGACACCUCUCACCGCCCGAGACGAACUCAUCACGGCACAAACCCUCAUCUCAGACAUCAGCAACAUCAACGCUGGCGUCGAAAGCCUCCGCAAAGACGUCGCCGCCUAUGAUGGUUCCCUAUUGAGCGAGACCCGACUCGUGGCAGACUUCACCGCGAUCCACCUGGCCAACAGGAAAGGUUUCCUCGACGCGAACCUCCGUCAAGCACCCUUCAACGCCAGCGAUUCGCACGACAUCGUACAGUUCACCAUCGAUAGCGUGGGCGUGAGCAUCCCCGCUGCGGUGGAAGAGACGAAGGCGAAGAAGGCGCUGUUUGAGAAGUCUGGGCAGGAUGCGGUGAUUGCGGGAACGUUGAAGGUGUUGUUGAAUGAUCAUGACACUUUUUCGGCGCCUUUGGUGGCCAAGUUGACGGCGGAUCUUGAGAGGGGCCAGGCGGUGGUUGCGAAGAUUCAUGAUUCUAUACAGAGCGGGAUUGAUUAUUUCAGUUCUUAA
Messenger RNA from Zasmidium cellare ATCC 36951, 540 nucleotides. RefSeq lists its product as uncharacterized. The transcript has a single exon. Lineage: Eukaryota; Fungi; Ascomycota; Dothideomycetes; Mycosphaerellales; Mycosphaerellaceae. Gene Ontology annotation, cellular component: extracellular region. The record is from RefSeq and is a predicted model, not a curated record. The coding region runs from base 1 to 540 and encodes 179 amino acids.